This is a messenger RNA of Paramormyrops kingsleyae, 3488 nucleotides long. NCBI's taxonomy places the organism in Eukaryota, Metazoa, Chordata, Actinopteri, Osteoglossiformes, Mormyridae. The record is from RefSeq and is a predicted model, not a curated record.
ACAAAUUUGGGGGCUCGUCCGGGAUUUGCAUGGUUCUGCCAGUGCUAACCUAAGAAUCGUGGGAUCCAGAUUUUUUUAUUGAAUCGAUCACCUGACAGAUUUCGCAGACAACGAUGACUACUCUUCGAGAAGUGCGACAAGACAUCCAGGGAAAACUGCUCCAGUUGAUCCGUGCUGCAGACACGGAGGUCCUGUAUCGCCUUGCAGCAUCCUGUAAAGAUGAGGUGGCGGAGGAAUUGCCAGAAAGAGACGCAGCAACAGUGGAACUCUUCGACUACAUUAUGGGGUUCCUUAGGAGUGAGCAACUGCGUAGUCUGGAGGACCAAGGGCUGUCCCGUCUGCUUGCCUUCCAUGGUCUCAUCAACGAUCUGCAACCACCAGCGCCCCCAAGAUGGGCUGCAAGGAUGAAGAAAGCUUACAGAAUUGCAGCUGAGAACAGCCGCAAGUCGUCAAACAAAGGUCAGAAGGCCAGAAGGACAGUACGAGUCAGACAGCGGCUAACCACAAUACGAAUGGCUAUUCUGCCAAAUAGCAGAGAUUCUAUAUUUAUACCAAGGGCAGGGUCAUCAGUAAAGAAAAUUGUGGUGCCACUCUCCAUGCCAGAGAGUGCAUUCAUUAAGAAAAUAAGAGAAGAAUUCCCUCGUUUACAGGGUGACUUCUCCCUUUACAGAGUUGACAGACGUAGGAGAAUCCACAAACUGGAUCUCCCCUCUAUCUGUCCCAUUUCUAUAAUUGCAUGUCCUGAGCUGAGAAGAUCAGCUGUAUACAUCAGACCAAAGGACAAUGGGGAAGAGGAGUUCAGGAUUGUGGGUGACAGGGAUAUGUUGGAGGAACAAAACCAGUUUGAGGAGGAGGAAGAGGAGGAGGAGGAGGACAGCGAGGAAGAAGAGCUCAGGGAUGUGGAUGACACGGUUAUGUUGGAGGAACAAAUCAGGUCUGAGGAGGAAGAAGAACAAAACCAGUUUGAGGAGGAGGAAGAGGAGGACAGUGAGGAAGAAGAGCUCAGGGAUGUGGAUGACACGGUUAUGUUGAAGGAACAAAUCAAGUUUGAGGAGGAGGAAGAAGAAAUCAGGUUUGAGGUGGAGGAAGAACAAAACCAGUUUGAGGAGAAGGAGAAGGACAUGAUUCCAGAGCAAGCUGUUGAACUCGCAGGCGUGCCGGAAUGGCAUGCCCUUCGCAGCCAGCAGGAUGAAGAAUUUCAACAUUCACUUUCAGUAGACAGAGAAACGGAGAGAAGUCGAGGGCAGGAGCGGGAACUGAGAAGAGUACAGGUCAUAAAUACCAGAAAAGAAAAAAUCAAUGGCAUACCAGAGGCUGAAAAUGGGAUGACCAUUCAAUUCAAGUAUCCUGAUGGUGGCUUAAAACAGAGACGCUUUCUACCUGGUCAACCAUUCCAAGAUCUAGUUGCCUUUGCAGGCUGUGAUGAAAUGGCCAGUGAGACGUUUUCACUUCAGGUGGCCAUGUCACCGACCUCACUCCUAAGCACCAAGGAAGGUUCCAUAGUAGACAAUGGCAUUACUGCACCAUGUACCUUGUACAUUUUGUGGAUGUCAGGGGAUGAAGUGGAGGAUAUAACAUCAAACAACUCCAUGGCUCAGAAUCAAUCGUCAGCUGCCCCACCUACCACAGUCUCCACCUUUCCCCCUGCUCCGUCUCCACCAAUCAGUGUCUCCCCCUUUCCCCCUGCUCCGUCUCCACCAAUCAGUGUCUCCAACUUUCCCCCUGCUCCGUCUCCACCAAUCAGUGUCCCCACCUUUCCCCCUGCUCCGUCUCCACCAAUCAGUGUCUCCACCUUUCCCCCUGCUCCCUCUCCUCCCAUCACAAUCCCUGCUGUUGACUCUCCGUCCUCUCCAAGACACAGUCCCGUAUAUAUUUCCUCCACUCCCUCAAUGCCAAACCCUGAAGAGCCUUUUGACAUUGCUGCAAGACUUAAGACUCUGAAGUUAAGGGUCCAUCGCCUCACUCCACCAGCCAAUCAGAUAAAUGUUCUUCGUAAUGAAGAAUUUGACUGUGCUUUGAGAGCCUUCAGACGGCCAGCCUUUGAUCCAGAGUCAAAAUUAGACAUCAUUUUUAUUGAUGAGGAUGGUCAAGGAGAAGGGGCCAUAGAUGAAUGUGGACCUACCAGGGAGUUUUGCAGACUUCUACUGAGACAGCUCCAAGGACACCAGAUAUUUGAAGGGCCCCUAGAAGCACGUAACCUGGCCCUUGACAGUGUUGCCCUUCACAACAACACCUACAGAAUUGUAGGGCAAAUGUUGGCUGUUUGCCUGAUCCAGGGGGGUGUGUCCCCUCACUUUUUUUCACAAAGGCUUUUCAACCAAGUCCUAAGUCUUCCAUCUGUCCCAGCAACCAUUGAAGAAGUGGUAGACCAUGGUCUAAGGACUAAACUGGAGAAGAUAAGCAGUGCAGAGACGCUUGAGGAUGCCAGACGGGCUGUUAAUGAAGCAGCGGAUGAGUUGGCUCCGAUGGGAGCUCUGAGGCACCUUCAGUCUUUGGAUGACAGUAAGCAGCUGAUGGAGGCUGUGCUCCAUUUUUACUGUGAGGGGCGAAUACAAGCAGCCAUCCAACAAGUCAGAGAAGGACUGAAUACGCUUGGGGUCCUGGAGGAAAUCAUCUUACACCCUCAAGCUUUUGAGAAAAUCUUCCUCCAGGACACAUCAUCCCUGAAGGCCAGUGAUCUUGUGGGGCUUUUCCAAGCCAGAUGUAGAUCAUUGCCAGGAUGUAAUCGGAGACAGCUGGAAGCCAGGACCAUUGCCUUUUGGAAGGAUUGGCUCCUGGAUAUAGAAGGGGCACUUGCUCAUCCAAUCACUCUGGAACACGUCCUCAUUUUUGCGACAGGCUUCAGACGAAUCCCGGCAAUGGGUUUUGAGGUGCAGCCAGAGUUAGCAUUUUUGCACCCAGAGGAUGGACUGGCCGGGUUCCCAAAGGCAAACACACGUUCUCUGGUGCUCCACCUGCCAGUGGGCCAAACAUACAAUGAGUUUAAAAAUAACAUGGAGCUUGCAGUAGGCAAUUUGGGGAGGGAUGAGAUUUAGAAUUUAGUUUUAGGUGUUUUUCAGAUGGUUUGCAUUUAUUAAAUGUUAAUUAUUUUAGCAGUUUUGCAGAUGGUUUGGAUAUAUUAAAUGUUAUUGUCAGUGUUGGGCAAAGUUAUUGUCACGAUUGGGGUCAGGCGAGCCGGAAAGCAGGCGACUGGAGCCGUAAAUACGGACAAACGGGGUUUAUUCACGGAGGGAAGGCUGACAGGAACAAACAUCGAAACAAUACAAUGACGGAUCUGGGUAGACUGACUGAGACAAGGACUAAAUACAAAAGACAAGCUACUGGUAACGAGUCACAGGUGAGAACAAUCAGGGAAUCACACGAGGUAACGAGGGGGGCACGGGGGGCACAGAAGGAACACCCACAGGCGACACAAAGGGGCCAGGGGUGAACAGAGACGGAACAAAGGGACAAGGGGCAGAGACAGGCGGGACGAAAGGAAAAGGAGG